This is a messenger RNA of Mucor mucedo, 1058 nucleotides long. RefSeq lists its product as uncharacterized. The record is from RefSeq and is a predicted model, not a curated record. NCBI's taxonomy places the organism in Eukaryota, Fungi, Mucoromycota, Mucoromycetes, Mucorales, Mucoraceae. The transcript has 2 exons. The coding region runs from base 1 to 978 and encodes 325 amino acids.
AUGGUUAAACAUUACUGCCCUACUUGUCAAGAAAAAGUUAAGUUGAAAGAUUUAUCAAGCCACCUUGAUAAUCAUAAGGUUCAACAAUCAUUAAAAAUCUAUAGUCGAGUAUCAAAAAAUAUUAGCAUUAGUCCUUCAAUAAAUGAAAAUACCGCAAUGGGCCAACAAAUCUUACAAAAUUUGCAGAACACUGGCACCACGUUCGAGAAUGUGUGUACAGAAACCGAAACGUACGAAGACGAACCUAUGGAUUGCGAUUACGAAAAAGAAAAUGUCGCGUUCGUUGAGGAAUCAAAACGCCUGCUUGCAGAUGAAGAAUUCCAAGAUCAGAACAUGGAUCCUGAAAAAGAAUAUUUGACCCAGGAAAAAAAAGAUGUGGGGAAAAAAUUAGAAAUUUUCAAGAAAACCGUUCAAACACCGAUUUGUAUUGACACACAAGGCUGCACGAGAUCUCUUGAUUUGACUGAAAAAGCCAGUUUGAAGAUAAGAGAUAUCAUGACAAAGCGGGCAGUAUCAAAAACUGCGUCAGAAGAAUUAAUUGCAGCAUUUAAUAAAUGCGAUGCCAUCUCCAGUAAGAGCAUAUCCAGAGUAGACUCAGAUACGUACGACAUGUGUCGUAACGGCUGUUACAUGUUUGUGGAUGAUGAACAAGAGAGAGGACAGACUGAGUGUCCAAAUGUUUCUUGUAAAGCUGCGAGAUACACCGAUAAUGCUACAGGUGUACCUGUAGAAACUCAUACGCAGUUAUCUCUCGCAAAGCAAUUCGGAAAUUUCCUGACUCAACAAAGAAAUGUCAACAACAUCAACGCAUAUAGAGAAGAGAGACAAUCUUCGUCUGGAUCUUACAAAGAUGUAUUUGAUGGUAGUGCCUGGAAGAACAGCCAAGAUAUAGAAGGUAAUAAAAUGAUCUCAUUGGCUUUACAUGCCUGUGGUGAUCCACCUACUGUUGUUACUAAUCACACCAUAAAACAAUAUUAAAAUUAAAUCUCACUUCAUCACCCCAUACAUUAUUACAUCACAACACGAACUAUUUUCUUAUACAUUAUAUCAUAUCCAAC